AUGGCUACCCCCAGUGUCCUCGCUUUUGACGCUGAGGGUCGGGCCAUUGACUUUGAGGUCUGGGUAGAUGACCUCCAGCUGUUCUUACAGUGCGAUUGGGCAAACGGCCUCUCUCUCUUUGACCUUACCUCUGGCGCUUCCCCUGCCCCUGCUGCUGAUGCUGACCCUAUUGUUCGCUCCCAGUGGGCUACGCGCGAUGCUGCUGCACGUCUUGCUGUGCGUCGCCACCUCCCUACCUCUGAGCGUGCGCACUUUAGUCAGUACAAGAGUGCUCAGACCUUGUAUGACGCUGUCGUUGCACGCUACUCCUCCCCUGCCAGUGCUGCACUGAGCCGCCUCAUGCUACCCUUCCUCUUCCCUGACCUUGCCGCCUUUCCCACAGUCGCUGAUCUCAUUACGCAUCUCCGCACUAGUGACACCCGCUACCGCGCUGCGCUUCCUGCUGACUUCUGCGCCAAGAACCCCCCCCCCCCCCCCCCCCAUGUACAUCACUCUCUACUUCUUAGUCACCCGCCUCCCCGACUCCCUUCGGGUGUUCUCCUUCCCCUCUCUUGCCCUCUGUCGCCUCUGCCGCUGCGGCCGCCCUCGUUGGUCUUGAGUCCGUCGGUGCGGCGUCUGCCCCUAGCGGGAGACGUCGCCCUGGCAAAGGCAAGGGGGGCAAGGGAGCGGGUGGGGCUAGCGGGGGCGGUGGCGGUGGAGGUGGAGGCGGCGGAGGGAGUGGGGGUGGCGGUGGAGGAGUUGGCGGGGGUGGGGGUGCUAGUGGCAGCAGUGGUGGCGGAGGCGGCGUCGACGGCGGCGGUACCGGCGGGGGUGGCGGCGGUGGCGGAGGUGGAGGCGGUGGAGGAGGAGGUGGUGGAGGUGGUCGGAGUGGCACUUCACAGCGGAGCGGCACUGGGGGUGGUCAACGCUAGCAGCAGCAGCAGCAGCAGCAGCGUUCUCGCGACGUCCCCAUCCCUCAGCAGCUCCGUGAGUGGUACACGCAGCGUCAACGUGGUGGGGGACUUGGUCCCUGCGCCUACGUCCUUCGCACCGGCGACCGCGCGGUUUCCGGAGGCCACGGAGAUCCCAUGCUGGGGAGAGCUGUCCAGGGCUGGCGUGGCUAUCUUUGAUCUUGACUUUGAUGCUAUCCUUGCUGCCAUGUAUGCUGUGACUGUUAGUGAUGAGGGUGACUAUUACCGGUGUUUCCCGCCCGGCCCGGGCAUUGGUACUGCUGCGCUAGGUGCUUGUGAGGCUACUGCUCUAGCUGCCUGUGCGUCUGCGUUCUCAGGUACUAGUGAGGCUGCGCUCUCAGGUACUAGUGAGGCUGCUCUCUCAGGUGCCGCGUCGGCUUCGGCCUCCCUCACCUUCACACUUGACUCAGGGGCUUCUCGCUCCUUCUUUCGAGACCGCACCACACUCACGCCACAUGGUCGGCCGGUUGCAGUCUCCCCGGCUGACCCCUCUGGGGGUCCUAACCUCGCUCACUUCUCCACUGUCCUCCCGUGUCCGGCUGCCCCCUCGGGCACCCUGUCGGGUCUGUACCUCCCCUCGUUCUCGACAAACUUGGUGAGUGGUGCUGACCUGCAGGAUGUGGGGGUUCACCAUUUUACUCCUGCAAGUCAGCGGGGGACCCACUGCUCGGACGCCCGCACAGGCCGACACCUAGCCACGUUUUCGCGUCGGCUCGGGCCGAGUCUCUACACCCUGACCAUUGAGUCUCCUCCAGUCCCUACGUCUGGCCAGGUAGCUGCGUCGGGUCAGGUGUUUGCUGCUGCAUCCAGGUCUGGUCCUGAGUCUGCCCCCUGCUCGUGUCGCCUCCUGUCUCACGAGACUCUCUUGUGGCACCACCGUCUUGGCCACCCCUCCUUGCCUCAUCUUCGGGGCAUGGCUUCCCGUAUCCUUGUCUCUGGUCUCCCCCGAUCUCUCCCUCCCCUUCCUUCGGGGCCAGGACCUUCGUGUAUCCCCUAUGUGGAGGGGCGGCUCCAAGCUGCCCCUCACUCCUCCCAGUUUCCCCCGACAGAGGCUACUCUGCAGACGCUUCACAUGGACGUGUGGGGCCCGGCCCGCGUCCGUGGACAGGGUCACGAGCGCUACUUCCUGCUGGUGGUUGACGACUACUCGCGUUACACCACAGUCUUCCCCUUGCGCAGCAAGGGUGAUGUCACUGAGGUGUUGAUCGACUGGAUCCGCGCGGCUCGUCUCCAGCUCAGGAGGAGCUUCGGCUCGGACUUUCCUGUUCUGCGUCUGCACUCUGACCGAGGCAGAGAGUUCUCCUCUGGCCUUCUGCGAGCCUACUGUCGUGCACGAGGCAUCCGCCAGACCUUCACGGUUCCGGACUCUCCACAGCAAAAUGGGAUUGCUGAGCGCCGCAUUGACAUGGUCAUGGACGUCGCUCGUACGUCCAUGAUGCAUGCGGCUGCCCCCCAUUUUCUGUGGCCGUUUGCAGUUCGGUACGCGGCGCAUCAGCUCAACCUUCACCCCAGGGUCUCCCGGCCGGAGACCUCCCCAGAUCUGCUGUGGACGGGGAAGGUCGGUGAUGCGUCUGCGUUCCGUGUCUGGGGAUCUCGGGCGUUUGUCCGUGACCUGUCUGCGGACAAGCUGUCCCCUCGUGCUGCUCCCUUUGUCUUCCUAGGCUUCCCCCCCUGA
This is a messenger RNA of Closterium sp. NIES-65, 2625 nucleotides long. NCBI's taxonomy places the organism in Eukaryota, Viridiplantae, Streptophyta, Zygnematophyceae, Desmidiales, Closteriaceae. The record is from the annotation of a GenBank genome assembly.